AUGCCCAAUCAGUUUGAAGUAGACGUUAUCAUUGCCGGAGGUGGCACAAGUGGUUGUAUCAUUGCUGGCCGUCUGGCGCUGGCGGAUCGCACUUUGACCAUACUUGUCGUUGAAGCUGGACCGCCCACCCGUGAAGAAUUGACGCACAUCCAGCCUGUUCGUUGCUUCUCCCACGGGUCACCGGACAGCAUUACUCUUAAAUGCUAUGUUGGAAAGGAAAGCGACGACCUCGGAGGGAGGUCUCCCAUUGUCCCCUGUGGUCGAUGCUUGGGUGGGGGAUCCAGCGUCAACUACAUGAUGUAUACUCGUCCCUCUCCGUCGGAUUACGACGACUGGGAGACCGUGUAUGGAAAUCCCGGGUGGAGUUCCAAGGAUCUCAUUCCUCUGUUGAAGAAGUCAGAAACAUACGAGAUAGAGGAUGGGAAAGACACACACGGAUAUUCCGGACCUCUUCGAGUUUCAUAUGGGGGUUUCUUCACGACAUGGGGUCAAGAGUUCCUCAGUACUGCGGCAAAAUAUGACAAGACGCGAUCAUCCACAGACGAUCCUAAUGGAAUGCGAGUUGGUGAUAUCAAUGCGUAUGGGCGAUGGCAAAAAUACAUUGGCGCCCAGAACGGAAGGCGAUCUGACAUUCCACAUCACUACAUUUUUCAGCAAGAUUGUCGUAACAUCCAGAUAGAAACGGGAUAUCUAGUGAAGCGUGUCAUAUUUGAUGGAAAAAAGGCUGUUGGCAUCGAAUAUUCGUCUAAUCCGCAAUUGCGGCCCGAUGCGAUGCAAGAAAUACGCAUUGCUCAUGCGCGACGGAUGGUGGUGAUCUCUGCAGGAGCGUUUGGAUCUCCUGCAAUACUGGAGCGGUCCGGGAUCGGCUCCAAGGAUCUUCUACAGAGUCUAGGCAUUGAGACCAUUGUAGACCUCUCUGGGGUCGGAGAAAAUUUCCAAGAUCACAACGUCAUGUUUGUUCCUUACCACGUUGAUCAGAAGGCGGAAACGUUGGAUGGCAUUACUUACGUGAAUCAUUCAGAAUGGACGACGCAAUGGAUCAAAGAUGGGUCCGGAUUGAUCGCGCACAAUGGCAUUGACGCAGGUGUGAAAUUGCGACCUGAUAAGAAUGAACUCCGGAAAAUAGGGCCUGAUUUUCAACAACAUUGGAUGGACUACUUCGCAAACGCUCCAGAUAAACCCCCCAUGUGGCUCGGUCCUGCCAGUUUCUUUGUUGGCGAUCUUUCUACUGUGCCUCCAGCAAAAUAUUCGACUGUAGUAUAUUAUCUGAAUUAUCCUAGAUCCAUAGGCCAUGUGCAUAUUACCUCAGCGAGUGAUGCGGCUGCACCUCCAGAUUUCGAUCCCAAGUAUCUCUCACACGCCGGUGACGUUGCUCUCCUGAGAUGGGCAUACAAACUCAAUAGGGAACUUGCACGUCGCAUGCCUUCAUACAGGGGAGAAUAUGUCCCAAAUCAUCCCGCAUUCCCGGACAACAGCGCCGCUACCUGUCGUUCUGAUGUAUACCCUGCGACCAUCUCUGACCCAGAUAUCGAGUAUACGGCUGAGGAUGACCAAGCGAUAGAUGUCUACUCGCGCAGAGUCGUUGCUACAGCUUGGCAUCAUCUCGGUACAUGCGCCAUGAAAGCGCGAGAAAGCGGCGGGGUUGUCGAUUCAAAUUUGAACGUCUAUGGUGUUGAAAACCUCAAAGUUGCAGACAUGUCCAUUGCGCCAGCCAAUGUGUCAUCCAACACAUACUCGACUGCUAUUGCCAUUGGUGAGAAAGCGGCAAUCAUCCUCCUCCGUGAUCUUGGUAUUGGAACCUGCUGA
Molecule: messenger RNA, 1806 nt
Organism: Fibroporia radiculosa
Lineage: Eukaryota; Fungi; Basidiomycota; Agaricomycetes; Polyporales; Fibroporiaceae
Exons: 15
Coding region: 1-1806 (601 amino acids)
Molecular function (GO): flavin adenine dinucleotide binding; oxidoreductase activity, acting on CH-OH group of donors
Source: RefSeq, a predicted model, not a curated record